CAGUGAAGAAAAGAAUGCUCAGUUGUCUCCCCCUCCAAUUAAACCCCAUCCCCAAUAGGCACAAGAAAUAGAUUCCACACUUUUCUUCUCCAUUCUCAAACUGCAAAAGAGGUUCCAUGUUCAAGAAUUCAUUGGAAGGUUUCUUGAAAAUCUCAGUGGUUGUGAUCAUAGUUUGGCUCUCGAGUCCGGCAAUGUCAAAUACCGCGGUGCAACUGGAUGUACAAGAUGACCAGGUGGUGAUAGACAAUGGCAUAUUCCAACUCACACUGUCAAAUCCCGGAGGAAUUGUGACUGGAAUCAGAUACGGUGGAAUUGACAACUUGAUUGAACUCCGUAACAAAGACUUGAAUGGAGGGUUCUGGGAUCUUAAUUGGAGCGAAUCAGGAAGUCCAGGAACAAGGGGAAAGUUCGAUACGAUUGAAGGAACAAGUAUUACAGUUGUAGUGGAAAAUGAGGAACAGGUGGAGCUAUCAUUCACAAGAAUCUGGGAUCCCUCACUACAGGGCAAGCAGGCCCCCUUAAAGAUAGACAAAAGGUUUGUAGUCCUUCGUGGUUGCUCCGGAUUUUACUCCUACGCCAUUUUUGAACACUUAGAAGACAUGCCUGCUUUCAUCAUUAACACUACCAGGAUUGCAUUCAUGCUCAACAAGGACAAGUUUCACUACAUGGUGGUAGCAGAUAACAGACAAAGAUUCAUGCCCGAUCCAGAGGACCGGUUCCCAAACAGAAGCCAAGUAUUGGCCUACCCAGAAGCAGUCCUACUUGUCGACCCAUUGGAGCCUGAAUUUCAAGGAGAAGUGGAUGACAAGUACCAGUACUCUUGUGAGGACAAAGAUAAUCGGGUCCAUGGGUGGAUAAGCUUUGACCCACCCGUUGGGUUCUGGCAAAUCACUCCCAGUAAUGAGUUCCGAACGGGUGGGCCCUUCAAGCAAGACCUAACCUCCCAUGUCAACCCUACCACCCUUGCUAUAUUUGUAACUUCUCAUUAUGCGGGAGCUGAUCUUGUAGUGAAAUUUGAAGCUGGUGAGAUAUGGAAAAAGGUUUACGGGCCAGUUUUUAUAUAUCUUAACUCUGUGCCAGACAAGAAUGAGGGGCUUUCUCUUUGGGAUAAUGCAAAAGAACAGAUGAACAUUCAAGUCCAAAGCUGGCCUUAUAAUUUCCCAGCUUCUGAGGAUUUUCCACUUUCUAAUCAGAGGGGCAUAUUAAGUGGCAGAUUACUAGUCCAAGACAGGUACAUCAGCAAGCAAAUCAUGCCAGCAAAGGGUGCUUAUGUGGGAUUGGCUGCACCAGGAGAUGUUGGAUCUUGGCAAAGAGAAUGCAAGGGGUACCAAUUCUGGACAAGAACAGAUGAAGCAGGGUAUUUUACCAUCGAGGGUAUACGUGCAGGCGACUAUAAUCUGUAUGCAUCGGUCCCUGGUUUCAUUGGAGAUUACCGAUAUGAUGUCGUUAUAAAAAUAACUGCAGGGGAGGCAAUUGAAACAGGUGAUCUUGUAUAUGGGCCCCCAAGAGACGGUCCCACAUUGUGGGAAAUCGGCGUUCCCAAUCGUUCCGCCGCAGAAUUCUAUGUUCCCGAUCCAAAUCCAAUGUAUAUAAACAAACUUUAUGUUAACCAUCCGGACAGGUUUAGGCAGUAUGGGUUGUGGGAGAGGUAUGCUGAUUUAUAUCAUGAUGAUGAUCUAGUGUACACUAUUGGAGUUAGUGAUUAUAAGAAAGAUUGGUUCUUUGCUCAAGUAACCAGGAAAAUAAGUGAAAAAACAUACAAAGGAACUACAUGGCAAAUCAAGUUCAAACUUGGCACCAUGGAUCAAAAUGGAACCUACAAAUUGAGACUAGCACUUGCAUCUGCACAUAAUUCAGAAUUGCAGGUCCGGGUUAAUGAUGCAGAAGCAAAUCCACCUCUAUUUUCAACUGGAGAGAUUGGGAAGGAUAACGCAAUUGCAAGGCAUGGGAUUCAUGGGCUCUAUUGGCUGUUCAAUGUGGAGGUGCCCAGUGCUCAACUAAUGCAAGGAGAUGACAAAAUAAAUACCAUUUACCUAACACAAACAAGGCACACCAGUCCUUUCCAAGGGAUUAUGUAUGAUUAUAUUCGCUUGGAAGGUCCUUCUGCUUCUACUUAGGCUAGGUAGCUUGGAAAGAGAUCACGAGAACCAUUUUAUAGGAUUAUUUCGUUCGCAGCUAAAUAUCGCUCCCAAUUUACUUGGUCAUCCCCAUUUAUUUCUAGAGCGGUCGAUUUGUCGUAGGGGUAGACACUCGACACUCUACGCAAGGCCUGUUUGGUUUCGCAUUGUUUAUUAACAUAUUUCUUGUGAGCAAGUAAUAAGAAACAUCAAUAACAAGAAAAAAAAUUCAUUUGCGAC
Molecule: messenger RNA, 2357 nt
Organism: Rhododendron vialii
Lineage: Eukaryota; Viridiplantae; Streptophyta; Magnoliopsida; Ericales; Ericaceae
Product: probable rhamnogalacturonate lyase B
Exons: 16
Coding region: 117-2117 (666 amino acids)
Biological process (GO): carbohydrate metabolic process
Molecular function (GO): catalytic activity; carbohydrate binding
Source: RefSeq, a predicted model, not a curated record